AGCUGUCCCGCAUUCGCUCUGCGCGUGUCUGUGUGUGAAGUCACAGGGCGAGAGAGUGGAAUUGACCAAGUGAUUAUUUGUCCUGGACUAGUUUCAAAACAAGCUGUGACAUGGAGGUCAGCGCCGAGGCCAAGAGGAUCAUGGUGGUCGCUUUGGGUAAACUGUACAGCUCCCGCACCCAGAGAGGGGGUCUCCGUCUCCACCGGAGUCUCCUCUUGACCCUGGUGAUGAAAUCCGCCCGAGACAUGUACCAUGCGGCUCAGGCGACGGAGGAGAACGUCGCGUCGGAAUGCGCGCAAGGACACUCGGCGGCUGAGGCGACCCCGGACCCCGCCGGCGCACGGGUCGAGCUCCAGAGUCCCGCUCCUGGCCCCAUCGCACAGGCUCGGACUACCACCAGAGAUGGAUCCGUGGGUUCAUCCACGGAGCCGCGUCGCGUGGCGAUCACCAGCUCACAAGACAAGGAGAACGUGUGCCCGCCUGGCCCGGGACAGCCAACGAGGAAAAGGCGCGGCAAAGCGGCCGCCGAGCCGGACUUUCUGCCGUGUAAGAAGGCGAAACUCGAACAGGGGAACGGCCCUCAGCAUAUUAUUGUCAACUCCGUUUUGAUGGACUACGUGAUGUGUGGCAGUGACCUGGCGCCGUCCCCGGCCCCCAUCCCCCUCCAGAGAGCCAUUGCAGCGUGUUGAAGCCUGCGCUCUUUGAGGGCGAAAGUUUUCCAUACGACCCCGGGAGCCUGAACGCGCCCCCGGUGCGCUUAUUCCGAGGACAGGGGGUUUGGAUCGACGCUGGGAAGAGUGUCGCCCACCCUCCACAAAGGUCCCACAUGUGACUCUUAACAAGUCUGGGCUUGUCCCAGGACUCACGGAAGCAAGCGGUCGGUGUGUAAAAAGUCCCAGUGACUUUUGGCCUAGUUGUGGCUUCAGCUGGCCAGAGGCGGAACUGAAGGCAGAGACAGAGCCUCGGGCCUUUCUGAACAUUCACACCUUCAAGUCUGAUUUAAGUUGCUCCUCUACACAGCAAAUGUAACACAAUGUUGAUGCUGUCUACAUGCUGAGUGUAAAUGGGAAAUGUGCUCAUGUGUAAAACAUUCAAUGACUGCAACUACCUCAGUAUUUAUUAAACGAUCUUUUUUUUGUACUUGAA
Molecule: messenger RNA, 1146 nt
Organism: Mugil cephalus (flathead mullet)
Lineage: Eukaryota; Metazoa; Chordata; Actinopteri; Mugiliformes; Mugilidae
Gene: ier2a
Product: immediate early response 2a
Exons: 1
Coding region: 111-689 (192 amino acids)
Source: RefSeq, a predicted model, not a curated record